AAUAAACUUGUGACGGACAAACACGUAUUUCGUAGUCCAAAGCAAUUAUUCUAUAACUAAGCAUUUAUCAUUGUGUUGUGAAGUGAACAAGUGUUAUUAUGGCAAGGAUGGAGCUUCCGGUCGUCGAAAAGUUUUGUUUCAUUUUCCAAUUGAAAACUGGAUGUAUGGCUAUAGGAGUUAUUAGUUCGCUGGUAACGUUCGUCCAAGCGGUGGUACUGAUAACAUUUGCUGUGGACAUGAAAGACGCGUCAGAUACUAAGCGAGAUGAGACUGAUAGUAUGUCUUCCGUCGUGUAUACUAUCGUUAUUCUUCUACUCAUUCUGCUCUUCGUCAAGUUUCUGCUGGACUUGUUAUUUGUCUAUGCAGUAUAUAAGGAAAAGACUAAAAUAAUCAAAAAGUACUACAUCUUCUGGAUCGUAUUCUUGGUGCUGUUCAUCAUAAGCUUCCUGAAGACCUUGUUCCAUAUGGGUGCUGGACACGUCAUCACGCAGCUUUGCUUUUUCGCCGCAAAUUUCUACUUCCUCGUUAUUGUUCGGAGUUACUGUCUGUCGAUCAACGAAGAUGGCGUACAUUAAUCUUACACAAAAUAUGAAGAAAGAGGUUUUUGUGAGGUAUUUAAUUAGAAUUUAGCACCAAUUAAAACAACGUAAUGCAGCAAAAUGUCCGUUUUAAAAAUUGUAAGGUUACAUUGGACUAUCUCGUGUAAAUCAAAUCAAAAAUAAU
This is a messenger RNA of Pieris rapae (cabbage white), 723 nucleotides long. RefSeq lists its product as uncharacterized. The record is from RefSeq and is a predicted model, not a curated record. The coding region runs from base 99 to 575 and encodes 158 amino acids. The transcript has 5 exons. NCBI's taxonomy places the organism in Eukaryota, Metazoa, Arthropoda, Insecta, Lepidoptera, Pieridae.